Molecule: messenger RNA, 2025 nt
Organism: Sphenostylis stenocarpa
Lineage: Eukaryota; Viridiplantae; Streptophyta; Magnoliopsida; Fabales; Fabaceae
Source: the annotation of a GenBank genome assembly
AUGCUCAGCAAUUGCAUAUACAGGGGUCCAACUAAUGGAAGUCGGGGAAAGGUUGUCUUACUUUUUGAUGAUAAUCCCUUGUCAAAAAUUGGUGUUAGAUUUGAUAAACCCAUACCUGAUGGAGUUGAUCUCGGAGGCUGCUGUGAGGGCGGUCAAGGAUUUUUCUGCAAUGUGACUGAUCUUCGGUUGGAAAACAGUGGCAUUGAAGAGCUCGACAAAUUACUCAUUAAUACAUUAUUUGAGGUCGUGGUUAGUGAGAGCAGAAAUGAACCCUUCAUUUUGUUCAUGAAAGAUGCAGAGAAGUCUAUCGUAGGAAAUGGAGAUCCAUUUUCAUUUAAAAGUAGGCUUGAAAAUCUUCCUGACAAUGUGGUGGUUAUAGGUUCACACACUCACACUGACAGUCGUAAGGAGAAGUCACAUCCUGGGGGUUUGCUUUUUACAAAGUUCGGAAGUAAUCAGACUGCUCUUCUUGAUUUGGCUUUCCCUGAUAGUUUUGGAAGAUUGCAUGACAGGGGAAAGGAGGUACCAAAGCCAAACAAAACCUUAACUAAGCUUUUCCCAAAUAAAGUAACAAUUCACAUGCCACAGGAUGAAGGACUUCUAGCAUCUUGGAAGCAGCAACUUGAUCGAGAUGUCGAGACCCUUAAAAUUAAAGGGAAUUUGCACAAUUUACGAACAGUUUUGAGCCGUUGUGGGGUGGAAUGUGAAGGACUUGAAGCCUUGUGCAUUAAGGAUCAAACACUUACUAUUGAAAAUGCUGAGAAGAUAGUUGGUUGGGCUAUAAGCCAUCAUCUCAUGCAGAAUGCCGAAACUGAUCCUGAUGCAAAGCUUGUAGUGUCUUGUGAGAGCAUCCAGUAUGGAAUUGGGAUCUUACAGUCUAUCCAGAAUGAGUCAAAAAGCCUGAAGAAAUCUCUAAAGGUUGUUGUUAUGAACGAUAUUGUAACAGAAAAUGAGUUUGAAAAGAGGCUUUUGGUUGAUGUUAUUCCACCAAAUGACAUAGGUGUUACUUUUGAUGAUAUUGGAGCUCUUGAAAAUGUCAAAGAUACAUUAAAGGAAUUGGUUAUGCUUCCUUUACAAAGGCCUGAGUUAUUUUGCAGAGGGCAAUUAACCAAGCCAUGCAAGGGCAUCCUUUUAUUUGGUCCUCCUGGAACAGGGAAGACAAUGCUUGCAAAGGCAGUUGCUACUGAAGCUGGUGCGAAUUUCAUCAACAUUUCCAUGUCAAGUAUCACGUCUAAGUGGUUUGGUGAGGGUGAAAAAUAUGUGAAAGCUGUUUUUUCCCUGGCAAGUAAAAUUGCUCCUAGCGUGAUAUUUGUUGAUGAAGUUGAUAGCAUGUUGGGCAGGAGGGAAAAUCCUGGGGAGCACGAGGCCAUGCGAAAGAUGAAAAAUGAAUUUAUGGUGAAUUGGGAUGGCUUACGCACCAAGGAUACUGAGAGAGUUCUGGUGCUUGCAGCCACCAAUAGGCCUUUUGAUCUAGAUGAAGCUGUCAUAAGGAGGCUGCCUCGGAGGUUAAUGGUAAAUUUGCCAGAUGCUCCAAAUAGAGCAAAAAUAUUGAAAGUUAUACUGGCAAAAGAAGACUUGUCUUCUGGUCUUGAUAUGGAUGCAAUUGCAAGUAUGACCGAUGGAUAUUCUGGAAGUGAUCUUAAGAAUUUGUGUGUAACUGCUGCACACCGUCCAAUUAAAGAGAUAUUAGAGAAGGAAAAAAAGGAACAGGCUGCUGCUCUAGCAGAAGGUAUACCUGCUCCCGCAUUAAGUGGAAGUGCAGAUAUCCGAUCUUUAAACAUGGAAGAUUUCAAACAUGCUCAUCAACAGGUCUGUGCAAGCGUUUCUUCUGAAUCCGUAAAUAUGACCGAGCUUCAACAGUGGAAUGAACUAUACGGUGAAGGUGGUUCAAGAAAGCCGCAUAACGCUAGCAGGGCUUGGAGUGGAGCCUUGCAGAAUUAUGGGCAGGCUCUGCUGCAUCUAUUUUGUUCCUCAUCCCCUGGCCGCCACCUCUCAAAAGGAUGUGUGUUGAAAAUGUCUCUCUAG